Molecule: messenger RNA, 1638 nt
Organism: Neopelma chrysocephalum (saffron-crested tyrant-manakin)
Lineage: Eukaryota; Metazoa; Chordata; Aves; Passeriformes; Pipridae
Product: cystine/glutamate transporter-like
Exons: 13
Coding region: 177-1598 (473 amino acids)
Biological process (GO): amino acid transmembrane transport
Cellular component (GO): membrane
Molecular function (GO): L-amino acid transmembrane transporter activity
Source: RefSeq, a predicted model, not a curated record
GCACCUGCUUGGUUUAAAGCCCAGCCAAACAGAUAAGUGCCCUUUUAAUUAUCUCAGAACAGUGUUUUAGGCGCAGCUGUGCACAGCAUCUCUCUUCAGUUUCAAUUCGGUGAGCCUUGAGGACACUUGGGAGACUGUAGCUCCUGAAUGCAUGACCUUCCCCUGUGAUUAGAAGAAUGGGGAAGGACAAGAAAGAAGAGGCCAUCUUUCUGAGGCAAAAGAUAACUUUGCUGAGGGCUUUCUCGCUCCUCAUCGGCAGCAUGGUUGGCAGUGGCAUCUUUAUCUCCCCAAAAGGAGUACUGAAAAACACUGGCACUGUGGGUUUCUCCUUGGUUGUCUGGUUUGCCUGUGGGCUCCUCUCAAUGUUUGGUGCCUUGUGUUAUGCAGAGCUUGGAACAAGGAUCACCAAGUCUGGAGGACAUUACAUCUACAUUUUGGAGACGCUAGGGCCUCUGCCAAGCUUCUUAUUCCUGUGGGCAGAGUUUUUUGCUAUCAGGCCUGCCAACAGUGCCGUGGUUGCCUUGGCAUUUGGACGGUACAUGCUGGAGCCAUUCUUUGCCCCCUGUGCAGCCCCUGUCCCUGCAGUGAAGCUUGUGUCUCUCAUGGGGUACUACAUGGUCCUCACCCUCAAUUCCUGGAGUGUCACCUGGAGUGCCCGGCUGCAGACGGCUCUCUCCGUUGUUAAACUCCUGGCUCUUGCACUCAUCAUCGUGCCAGGGAUGAUGCUGCUGGCCCAGGGCCACACCGAAAACUUCCAGGAUGCUUUUGACAGAGAGUCACUAGUUUUGGAUAAGCUCCCCCUGGCUUUUUACGCAGGCAUGUUCGCAUAUUCAGGCUGGUUUCAGGCCAGCUUUGUGCGCGAAGAGUUGGUCAGACCUGAACGAAAUAUUCCCCUGGCUGUCAUCAUCUCCGUGAUCACGGUAAUUGUGGGGUACAUGCUCACCAACGUCUCCUAUUACACAGUCCUGGGAACACAAGAUGUUCUGGCUUCUCCUGCUGUGGCUGUGAGCUUUGUGCAGCGAGCCUUCAAAAGCCUGAUCUCUGUGGUCCCCGUCCUUGUCGCACUGUCCUGCUUUGGAACCAUGAAUGGAGGAAUCUUCACAUUUUCAAGGACUCUGUUUGUGGCUUCCAGGGAAGGACAGUGGCCUCCUCUCUUCUCCAUGAUCCACAUUCGAAGGCAUACACCCCUUCCUGCUGUCAUGUUAAUGUUCCCUUUGGUCACUGCCAUGGUGUGUGUUGGAGACAUCUACCAUCUAUUGAACUUCUUCAGCUUUUCCCGAUGGCUCUUCAUAGGAUUAGCCACCCUGGGGCUCAUUGUCCAUCGCCACCGUCACCCGGAGCUGCACAGCCCAUUCAAGGUUCCCCUGUUUGUUCCUGUCUCUUUUACCAUCAUCUGCCUCUUCACAGUGGCAAUGUCCUUCUACUCAGACCCUGUGAGCAUUAGCAUUGGAUGCACCGUGGUUUUAAGUGGUUUUCCAGUCUACUAUGUCCUAAUUCAUAGGCAGAUGUCAGACCGUUGCCGUAACCUGUUUUAUUAUCUUACACACAAACUACAGUUACUGCUGGAAGUUGUUCAACAAGAAAUCAAGACUUAUUGAGAAAACUGUCAGAACUCACAGGAGAAAAUAAAAUCUACUU